Molecule: messenger RNA, 278 nt
Organism: Paraglomus occultum
Lineage: Eukaryota; Fungi; Glomeromycota; Glomeromycetes; Paraglomerales; Paraglomeraceae
Source: the annotation of a GenBank genome assembly
AAGAAGCCGAUAAAAAUGCGAGGGUGUACCUCCGAAAGUUUGAAGAAUUUCAUGGUCCCUUAGAAGACAUUCCAAGCGUGUUAAUACAGAAAUUCAUCGACAAGGGGGUUAAAAUGUUUUAUUUUACUGGAGAGGGGCUUCCAUUAUUUCCGAAUGUUUCUCCUCAACAAUUACACGAAAUUUUCGUAAAAAAUUAUACUAGCACCAAUCAGUGCCCAUGUCUAAAAUCAAAACUGGAGGCUGUCGAAUACCCGAUUACUCGCCCUAUUUUUCUAUAG